AUGCAGAGCGCCUGUCCCGGUGGCGCCCCCGCCCUGCACCUCCUGGCCACCUAUUUCCUCGACCGCAUCCUGGGUGGGACCGGGGAUCACACCGGCGGGGACGCCGCAGAGAAGCGCCAGCCUCCCGGACCCCUCCUGCAGCAGGUAGCGCGGGGGGGAGAAGAAGAAGCGGAGCCGCGGCGGGGGGAAAAGCAGCAGACGCCGGGCAGCCGAGCGGACGAAGGGCAGCCGGGCGAGAGAGGGCUGAUUCCCGGCCCGGCCGCCCCACCCAGCGCCCGCGAAGCGACGGAGCCGCAGAAGCGCAAGCAGCGCCGCUACCGCACCACCUUCAGCCACGUCCAGCUGCAGGGCCUGGAGGGCGCCUUCCGCAAGUGCCACUACCCCGACGUCUUCACCAGGGAAGAACUUGCCCUACAGUUAGACCUUACAGAAGCUCGAGUCCAGGUCUGGUUUCAGAACCGAAGGGCGAAGUGGAGGAAACGGGAAAAAGCGGAGAUUCCAGGAAACAGGGCUGGCAUCUCCUGGACCCCUCCUCUGGGUUUGUACUUGGACAUCCCACUGACCCAGACACCCCUCUUGGACUCCACCUGGAGAACAUUUCCCAUUUCUGCCAUGGCUGUGCCUCCUAUGACCCCAGCAUUUGGCCCAACAACUUUGGCACCAUUCGGCAUUGGAAGUUUUGCCUGGACGUCACUUUUCCGAAAUUCAGUGUUAAGCCCCCAACUUGGAAGGUUUCUUAGUGCAUUAAAUCCUUGGAUGAGCCCCACCUCAGUUCUAAUGAAAGCUCCCACCAAUGCUGUGGUCACCACCUUCACGGAUCCUAUCCUGGCUGAGACAAAAAACUCAAAUACUGCAGACCUGAGACUGAAAGGCAGAGACUGUUCUGGCCUGGUGCCUCCUUUGAACCCAACGCCGAAUCACAGGAGUAGGGAGAAGGUCUUCUACUGAUCAACCAGAGGAUGAUGUCUGUUGGCCAAAGAGAGCCACCAAGGUCUCUCAUAACAGAGAUAGCCUGGCUCUACCCCUUGAUCUAUGCUGUGGCCAUUUACAAUCCAUCGCUUUCCAUGUCUGGAUCGCCCUUUAAGAAAGAUUGUUUUUUUAUUUAAAAGUGAGGGAAUGUUGGGAUGGAUGGAUGGAGGGUGUGUUAAUGAAGGAUGAACACUCCCAAGGAAAGUUGGGGCUUAAAAAAAUCUUGCCAGUAGAUGGGCCUUGUUUGUAAGAUUUUUGGAAAGGAAUCAGCGGAUGGAACAGAAGUUGCCUUCGGAGGUUGUGGGAGCUUCAUCACUGGAAGCUUUCAAGAAGAGAUU
Thamnophis sirtalis is the source of this 1307-nucleotide messenger RNA. Its product is annotated as homeobox protein ARX. Gene Ontology annotation, molecular function: RNA polymerase II transcription regulatory region sequence-specific DNA binding; DNA-binding transcription factor activity, RNA polymerase II-specific. NCBI's taxonomy places the organism in Eukaryota, Metazoa, Chordata, Lepidosauria, Squamata, Natricidae. Gene Ontology annotation, biological process: regulation of transcription by RNA polymerase II. The record is from RefSeq and is a predicted model, not a curated record.